This is a messenger RNA of Manacus vitellinus (golden-collared manakin), 1136 nucleotides long. RefSeq names its product calneuron 1 (gene CALN1). The transcript has 6 exons. Gene Ontology annotation, molecular function: calcium ion binding. NCBI's taxonomy places the organism in Eukaryota, Metazoa, Chordata, Aves, Passeriformes, Pipridae. The coding region runs from base 78 to 548 and encodes 156 amino acids. The record is from RefSeq and is a predicted model, not a curated record.
AGCUGGAUGAAAUCCGGGAGGCGUUCCGAGUGCUGGACAGGGAUGGGAAUGGCUUCAUCUCCAAGCAGGAGCUGGGCAUGGCGAUGCGCUCGCUGGGGUACAUGCCCAGUGAGGUGGAGCUGGCCAUCAUCAUGCAGCGCCUGGACAUGGAUGGGGAUGGCCAGGUGGAUUUCGAUGAGUUUAUGACCAUCCUGGGCCCCAAGCUGGUGUCGUCAGAGGGCAGGGAUGGCUUUCUGGGGAACACAAUAGACAGCAUAUUCUGGCAGUUUGACAUGCAGAGGAUAACGCUGGAGGAGCUGAAGCACAUCCUGUACCACGCCUUCCGCGACCACCUCACGAUGAAGGACAUCGAGAACAUCAUCAUCAACGAGGAGGAGAGUCUCAACGAGAACUCUGGCAACUGCCAAACAGAGUUUGAAGUGCACGCCCAGAAGCAGAACAGACAGACCUGCGUGCGGAAGAGCCUUAUCUGCGCCUUCGCCAUGGCCUUCAUCAUCAGCGUCAUGCUGAUCGCGGCCAACCAGAUCCUGAGGAGCGGGAUGGAGUAGCCCCUGGCCAUGCCACUGUGACCCAAGCUGCCCAUGCAUGUGCAUGCCCACCUGGGGGACCUCCCCCUGGCCCGACUCCACACGGCAAAGAGACACAGGCAGGCAAAGCACCACUCGAGCGGGAGCCCGAGGCCAGCGGCGUAAACGUGUCUUGUGAAUCAACCACAUCCUUUUUGGCAGGGACAUCAAAGGGCUGUCUUAAUGCUUUAAAGGUUUUGUUUCCUAAUGCAAUAAAAAAACACCCCCCCCAAUCACCCCCAUAUAGAGGAGUCCCAAAUUAUUGCUUCAAAACAGCGAUGGUGACUCGGAAGGGACUUGGAUCCAGCAGCCUGUGUGGCAGUUUUGAGGAGGCACAGCCUCAGGACUUACUGCAGUGGGGCUGUCUUUGAACCAGGGGCCCACUGACUGUCCCACUGGGCCCACAUUCCCAGGAAGUUGAUCGUAGCAUUGCCACAAGCAAGUCUCAUUUGUUUGAUUUCACCUCCUCCAGCUCCACUUUCUUUUCCCUUAUGACCAUGCCAUGGAGUUCACGGCAUCAGAGGGGAGCCAGAGCAUCUUGUACAGUAUUUUCUGAGGAAAAAAAAAAAA